Messenger RNA from Hylaeus anthracinus, 976 nucleotides. RefSeq names its product signal peptidase complex subunit 2 (gene Spase25). The record is from RefSeq and is a predicted model, not a curated record. Gene Ontology annotation, cellular component: membrane; signal peptidase complex. The transcript has 3 exons. Bases 272 to 766 code for a protein of 164 amino acids. NCBI's taxonomy places the organism in Eukaryota, Metazoa, Arthropoda, Insecta, Hymenoptera, Colletidae. Gene Ontology annotation, biological process: protein targeting to ER.
UUUUUCUAAAUAAAGCUGUUUUUUCACGGAUGCAAUAACUUUCGCUUAGUCAGAUACCGGCGAAUGAGGGAUGCGCGUCUAGCCAUAGACUGUAGACUCUAUACAGAUGUCUAGCAGUCUCAUGAAAUUGCAAUGGCAAUGUAAUAUGGCGAUCAUGGCUUCACUCGGGGUUCAGCAAUGCUCGGGCCCUAUAUUUCUAUGUCCGAGGUACAGUUAACCUGUACGCGUAACUCUGUGGGACAGUUCUGCAGUGAAGAAUGCAUUGGAUGAUAUGGUUAAGGAUGUACUUAUAAAGAAGUAUAACUACAUAGAAAACUACGCAUUACUUGAUGGAAGAUUAGCUCUUUGUGGAGUUGCUGUAAUAGUAGCUAUUAUCGGGUUGCUCUUCGACUAUCUUUAUCCAUUUCCAGCAUCUAAAUCUGUGCUAGUUGUUUGUGUCACAAUAUACUUCUUUGUGAUGGGUCUUUUGUCACUGUAUACAACACAUAAAGAAAAGAACAUAUUUGUUGUUGCAAUUCAAAGAGACCCAGCAGGUUUCAAUCCUGAUCUCAUCUGGGAAGCAAGUUCCUAUAUGAAUAAAUAUGAUGAUAAAUAUAAUCUUGUAUUGUCCGUCAGAAAUACAACUACGGAAAAUUCAAAUGAGACUAGUGUUACAAAAUCUGUGGGAAAUUUCAUUGAUGUCAAUGGUGUUGUUAUUCGAGAAUUAAUAGCAAAUGUUGUAACAAACAUGCACGAUAGUUUAACCAGUCAACGCAAAGAGAAGUAGUAGUGAAGAUAACACUUGUUUCAUCAAACAUGAUUGUCAUUCCCUUAUAUCGCAUAAAACUAUUCAUUUUUUUCGUGUUAUGUAUUUUUUAUUGAAAUAAAUAUGAUAUGAGAAUAAAAUUUAGUGACUUAAAAUAAUGUAUGUAUUGUAAUUCGUAUCUAAAUGUAACAGGAAAAACAAAUAUAAACUUUCACAUAGCCAUUACUAAAA